AUGGUCUCAUACACUGACUUCUUGACGACUGACAAACUCGAUGACUACGAGGAUGCAGCCAAGUUCGAGUCCGAGUACUUGCCCAAGUUGGAAAAGUACAGAAAGGACUUGGCAGCCGGUAUCUUGCCGGAGUUUUCCGCAGAGUUACCUGCUCCCAUUGCAGAAUUAGAAGAACAGCAAUUGAAUGCGGUCAAGUAUAUCCGUGAACACAGGUUAUUGACAGAACAGGAGUUUGAAAUCACAGACUCAUCUUUGGUGACUUUAUGCGAGAAAAUCGGCAAGGGCCAAUGGUCUGCGACCGACGUCUUCAAGGCCUUUGCCAAAAGAGGUACUCUUGCACACCAGUUCACAAACUGUGCCUUGGAACUCUUCCCCGAGGAAGGAUUGGAGAGAGCCAAGUACUUGGAUGAAUAUUAUGCCGAAAAUGGCAAGACUGUGGGUCCCUUGCAUGGAAUCCCUAUCUCAUUGAAGGAACAGAUGAACUACAAAAACAAAAUUACACAUGGAGGCUACGUUUCCAAGAUUACCAACAUCCCAACUAAACAUUCCAUUACCACACAGAUCUUGGAAGACUUGGGUGCCGUUUUCUAUGUUAGAACCAACCAACCUCAAACCCUCAUGCACUUGUGCGGAAACAAUAAUUUUAUUGGCCACUCUAGAUGCCCUUACAACAUAGCAUUGACUUCUGGAGGAUCCUCAUCUGGUGAAGGUGCUAUUGUUGCCUUCGGUGGCUCUGCUGUUGGUAUUGGAUCUGACAUUGGUGGCAGUAUCCGUGGUCCAGCUGCAUUUGGUGGAUGUGUUGGCUUGAGACCUACUACUAACAGAUUUUCCAAAAACGGAGGAAUUUCCUCCGGUGCUGGUCAGGAGUCUGUGCCUGCUGUGCAAGGUCCUUUGACCAGGACAGUUGACGAUAUCGACUUCCUCAUGGAUGUAUACAUCAAUCAGGGUAAGCCAUGGACCACAGACUGCACCACAUAUCCAUUGCCAUGGAAAAAAGUAGAGAAACCAAAACCAGAGAGUUUGACUAUCGGAAUCAUGUACGACGAUGGCAUUGUCAAGCCAACUCCUCCUAUUGCUAGGGGCUUGAAGCACGUAGCCGAGAAACUCGAAGCUGCGGGCGUCAAGGUGGUUGAGUUUAAACCAAUCAAGACUCAAUUGGCCCGUGAUACAGUUUGCAAAAUGUAUUCUUGUGAUGGAAACUACAUGCAGAGAAAGCUUUUGGCAGAUUCUGGUGAGCCAUUGACGAAGCUUACAAAGUGGGCACUCAACUACGGCGAUGGUUCUGAGAUGUAUGAUGUGGCAGAAAACAGAAAACUUAAUAUUAUCAGGGAUCAGUUGAAGCAGGAGUACACAGACUUCUUGAACGACAAUGCUAUUGACUUUAUCAUCAGUCCCACCUACAGUAACGUUGCACCCAGACCUGAGGAGAUCUACAACUGGUCCUACACAUCUUUGUUCAAUCUCAUCGACUUUCCAACUUUGGUAUUCCAGACUGGAUUAUUUCAAAGCCCAGAACAGGAUCAAUGGGACGAAUCACAUGCCUCGUAUGAGUUCAGAUCACCUUUGGAAGAGCUUGAGCUCAAUAAUUACGAUGCAAGCAAGUUCAAGGGUGCACCAAUCGGGUUGCAACUUACUGGCAGAAGAUACUUCGACGAAGACGUUGUUGCAGCUGGUAAGACUGUAGUUGAUGUUUUGGGCGUUGACUUGCUCAACUUGUAUAAGUAA
Messenger RNA from Australozyma saopauloensis, 1725 nucleotides. RefSeq lists its product as uncharacterized. Bases 1 to 1725 code for a protein of 574 amino acids. Lineage: Eukaryota; Fungi; Ascomycota; Pichiomycetes; Serinales; Metschnikowiaceae. The transcript has a single exon. The record is from RefSeq and is a predicted model, not a curated record.